AUUCCGUGAAAAUAGAUUAAACGAUGAUUUAUCAGUAAUGAUCCGGUUGGUGAUAAAGUCAAUAAGAUUCAGUCCGCUCGUGCGUUUUAUAAUCCGAAACUCCCGGGAAGGGGCCUGAGAAGAGGGCGCUUGCCUAUACAAAACAAAACUCUCCAAACUGAAAUUUAAACAAAAUUCUAGUUUUAAGGUUUUAAAGUUCGUUUUUCAAAGAAAACAGUUAUGUGCCGAUUUCGGUGACUGACGAGUUAGAGACGGUGAGUGUGAAAUGGGACUGAUAAAGAGAAAUUCAACUGAAAGAGGUUACGAUUUCUGGAAACACGUGCGAGGUUCUCUGUUCUUCUUAUUCGACGAGGACGGAGGAACUGUCGCGUCGGCUUGGCCCGGGUGUCAAUUCGUUAGUACGAAGCCCGUUUAAUUUCAGAGGAGAUGAGCAAGAACGGGCCUCUCACGAUGUACAGAAUGAAGCCGCUCUUCGAUUUGGACGGGGUCGCUUUCGACGGAAGGAGUGGCGGCAUGUACAGAAUGAGGGACGUCCACGGAGACGGAGGCGGACGAGCCGAAGAGACACUCGAAACGAUCCAACAGCGCCAGCAGCUGCUCCUCAAAAGGAUCGACGACCUCAAAAAACUCCUAGAGGCGAUUAAAGCGCUCACCAGGACGCCAAAAAUAGCCAACGGCUCGCCUAGUAAAAUGACCCUUUCAAACCCGGAUUUCUCAAAACUUGGUUUUAUCCAUGAUAUAGUACUCAAUGUAAAUCCUCUCUACCCGCCCUACUCGCUCCUUGGACUGACGAAACUUUGGGACUGGUUUGCCUGUGUGAACUACACAUGGCACGUUCACUCUUCUGUGAGGACUCUUCCCGAGAACGCCAAAUCGUUCCAAGACAAGUUGACGGGUGAAAAUUCCAAGGAGAGUCCUCUCAAUAUAACUUUCGUCUGGAAAAACGUCAGCUCAAACUGUGAGUUAGUCGUCUCGCCGAUCAAAAGCGUACCGGUUCUUGGAGAGGUGAACUUUCUCAGGUUUUUAAACAAAUUCGUCUCACCUGAAUUGGACGUUCUCAACCAGGCUGUCCAGGACGGAUGCCUCGACGCUUGCCACGCUUUAAGUUACAGUGGUUCAGACAAAGGGAAUGAUAUGUAUUUCGCACAAUUGUCAGAACGUCUGGACAAAUCGGAGUGGUUAAUGGGGGAUACAGUUACUGUCGUUGACAUCGCAGCAUGGUCAACAAUGAAAAAAAUGAAGCUACCAAAUUUAAAACCAAAGCUUAAUGAAUGGUUUAAAAAAUGUGAUGAAUUUGUCAACUCACGCUAAAUAUAGAAAAGUACCCACAUUUUGUACUUUUUUUCUACCUUCUUUUUUCAAUUUGAAAAAUAAACAAAAAAACAUAAGCAA
This is a messenger RNA of Cimex lectularius (bed bug), 1392 nucleotides long. RefSeq names its product aminoacyl tRNA synthase complex-interacting multifunctional protein 2 (gene AIMP2). The transcript has 3 exons. Gene Ontology annotation, cellular component: aminoacyl-tRNA synthetase multienzyme complex. NCBI's taxonomy places the organism in Eukaryota, Metazoa, Arthropoda, Insecta, Hemiptera, Cimicidae. The record is from RefSeq and is a predicted model, not a curated record. Bases 427 to 1311 code for a protein of 294 amino acids.